GGCUCGAGGACGUCUUCGCAGUACAUACUCCUUGUAGACAGUGUGCUCUUCCGUCCAUUGGCGGAGCGGAACAGUAUGCCUGAUCAGCUGCGAUUCGAUGGACAGGUGGCAGUAGUCACAGGGGCAGGAGGAGGUCUUGGCCGCGAGUAUGCCCUGCUGCUGGGAGAGCGCGGCGCCGCCGUCGUGGUCAAUGACCUGGGCUCCAGCCGCGACGGUCAGGGCCAGAGCUCCAAGACGGCCGACAGCGUGGUGCAGGAGAUCCGCGACAAGGGAGGCAAGGCGGCGGCCAAUUAUGAUUCGGUUGAAGAAGGCCACAAGAUCAUAGAGACGGCCAUCAAUGAGUUCGGUAGGAUUGACAUCCUCAUUAACAAUGCUGGUUUUCUACGCGACAGGAGCUUCAUGAAGAUGGAGGAUAUCGACUGGGACCUGAUCCACCGCGUGCACCUGCGGGGCGCGUUCAUCACCACGCGGGCAGCGUGGCCCCACUUCCGGCGGCAGAAGUACGGUCGCAUCGUGCUCACCUCGUCCGCCGCCGGCCUGUUCGGCAACUUCGGCCAAGCCAACUACAGCGCCGCUAAGAUGGGCCUGGUCGGUCUGGGCCAGACGUUGGCCGUCGAGGGCCAGAAGCACAACAUCGUUACGAACGUGCUGGUGCCGGCGGCAGCCUCGCGCCUCACCGAGUCGGUGUUCCCGACCGAGUUCCAGCGGCUGCUGCGGCCGGCCCUGGUGGCGCCGGUGGUGGCGCUGCUCUGCCACGCGGACUGCCCGGCCAGCGGCGCCGUGGCGCCGGCCGGCGUUGACGUGGCGCGUGCGCUGCGGACGCGUCUGCCGCCGGCGCGCUACCAGUACCAGCCGCGCGACGCCAUCCUGUACGCACUGAGCAUCGGCGUCUCCCUGUCCGAGCCGCACGGUCUGCGCUACCUGUACGAGGCGCACGACAGCUACGCCGUGCAUCCCAUGUUCCCGGCGCUGUUCGUCAACGCCGUGGACUUCACGCGGCUCGCUUCGCUGCCCGGCUUCCCGAUGGACCUGUCUCAGCUUCUUCAUGGAGAGCAGUACAUGGAAUUGAAGAAGCCGUUGCCGUCCUCCGCCAUUCUGGACGUAGACUUCAAGAUCUCGGACAUUAUCGACAAGGGCGACAAGGGCGCGUUGGUGCUGCUGGACGUGCGGGCCUCGGACGAGGUCGGCGACGAGGUGGCCUACGUCCAGGUGACCAUCUUCCUCCGCGGCGCCGGCGGCUUCGGCGGCCACGCCAGGUCGGAGCACACCACCGCGUGCGCCAUCGUCCCGGACCGGGCGCCCGACGCCACGCUGCCGUACAGCACCUGCACGGACCAGGCAGCUCUGUACCGGCUCUGCGGCGACCGGAACCCGCUGCACAUUGACCCGGACUUCGCAGCACUGGGCGGCCAGGAACGGCCGAUUCUGCACGGCCUGUGCGGUCUGGGCGUCUCGGUGCACGCCAUACUGGCCCGGUACGCGUCGGAUCAGCCCGAGGCUCUCGUCAAGGUCAAGGCGCGCUUCGGUCCUGUGUUGCCAGGCCAGACCCUGCUGGUGGACACGUGGCGCGAGCCGGGCGCCGACCGGAUUGUCUUCCAGACGCGCGUCAAGGAGACGGGCCGGGUGGCCUUGUCGGGGGGUUACGUGGAGCUGCGCGCCACGGAGCCUGCCGCUGGAGCCGCCGGAGCC
Messenger RNA from Pollicipes pollicipes, 1689 nucleotides. Its product is annotated as peroxisomal multifunctional enzyme type 2-like. Gene Ontology annotation, molecular function: oxidoreductase activity. The record is from RefSeq and is a predicted model, not a curated record. Lineage: Eukaryota; Metazoa; Arthropoda; Thecostraca; Pollicipedomorpha; Pollicipedidae.